UUCGAAUUUUAAAAAAUAUAAAAACCUUUUGAAAUUUAAAAAUAAAUAAAUAAUUAUAAUAAUUAAAUCUCGUAUAAAAUUAAAUCGCGUUUCACGUUCAUAAAUGCAAGAGGAAUAUUAUGAAGCUCGUAAAUGAAGGUUUUUUUACUUCUAAGAGUAAAAAAAAGAAAAUGUAAAUUAUGAAAAAUAUUAAGGAUCUAGUUCAUUCCAUACCUUUAUUUAAAGUCGAAGAAAACCCCGAGGUUGCCAGGAAUAAUAAUGUUCCUUUGAACGGAAAUCCUAAGAAAGAUAAUUCCGACGAUCAUGACAAAGAUGACAUUGCUUCUAAAAAUAUGAAAAAGCCGGAUCCUGCAGAUUUAGUUAGGUUACAGUCAUUCUCCGCGGAUAUAGUUAGGUUACAGUCAUUCUCGGAUGACACCGAAAUAUACGAAAGACCCUAUUCCAAUUACGGCACAUCCAAUUAUGACAAAGAUAAGACUGAUAUUUCCUCAACAGAUUCGCCUGAAAAAGGAAACGAAUCGCCCACGUCUUCAUCUCCGGGCUCUGCAAUAUCGCCUUCUAAUAAUCUAUCGCUUACCAAAAUCUCACAUACUAUCACGCCCUUAGAAGAUAAGCACGAAAAAAAUAUUUUAAAUGACCUAAAGAUAUCUAUGAGUAAAAUCGUGGACCAAGUUAUCACAACGGAAAAAGAACCUCUCCCCCACCCUAUGCACCUCACAAAUUCAGGAAUAUUUAAAAUUUGUACUAGCAAAACACAUUUUCGAAGUAUAGAAAAAAAGGCUGAAGACGAAGAAGACGUAACAUUCGGUGGUUUAGAAGGGUUUGACAAACUUGACAUGUCUAAGGACCCGUGGCACCAAUACUUUAAAUUUUUAUUUUGUCAUUUUGGUAUUCUUUGUUUGCUGGUUAGCUAUACGAUAGCUGGAGCAUUUGUAUUCGUCGCUUUAGAACACCCUUACGAAAGAGAUGUUAAAUUUAAUAGCAGACUCAAAAUAUUGGAAAAGGAGAAAGAGAUUUACGAAUUAUUCAGGAAGAGUAACCUUAUUUCAAGCACAUCAACAUUGAAAGAAACAAAAUUAGGUUCCACUGCUUCAAGUUUUGUUGAUACUUAUGACCCUAAUCUUUCGCAAAAACGAAUAGGUAAUGGUUUUAAUAAAGAUUACGAAUCCAAGCCUGAUUAUCAUAACUCCAAAAAGUUUAAGAGGCAGGUUAAAAAGAAUGACACUAAAUUUGUCGUGAGAACGAGAAAUCCCUUUGAUAAUACAUUAAUAUCCGCACUCGAUGAUUGGGCUCUGAACGAUUCUAUCAAAAAAAUAAACAUUUCAACUAAAUUGACGGAAUAUGCCACUUUGCUAUUGAAUAAUGCCAAACAUUUUGAAAUACAAAAUCACAUAAUAGUUAUGAAACCCUUUCAAUGGACACUUACCAAGGCCAUGUUUUUCUCAGCCACUGUGAUAAGUACCAUAGGUUAUGGAAAUAUAACCCCAGAAACUUUGUAUGGCCGAAUAUUUUGCAUGAUCUACGCAGUAUUCGGUAUCCCUCUUCUUCUACUAGUCGUCGCCGAUUUGGGUACCCUGUUUGCUAAACUAAUCCACUUUUUAUGGGUAAAGUUCUCAUCGACAGUCGAAAAAAAUGCCGUAAGUGUCCUGCGUAUGGGUAACAAUGAAUUGCGGAAAAUCACCAAGAGGAUAAAGGUACCCAAAAGGAAUCUCAAAUUACCGAUAUACGCUGCCUUGUUGUUAAUGGGACUAUAUAUGGCUGCCGGAGCUGGUUCCUUUUUGUUGUGGGAAGAUUGGACCUUUUUCGACUCAUUUUAUUUCGUUUUUAUCACCAUGACAACCAUAGGAUUUGGAGAUAUAGUUCCAGUGCACACAAAUUAUUUGCUCCUCAUGAUGGUAUAUAUCUUGGUAGGGUUAGCCACUAUGACUACCUGUGUCGAAUUAGUCAUACAUACAUACCUAGACAAGUUGAAAGAGCUAAGAAAUCGGGUAAAAUUCGUGACCGAAAAGACCGAAGAGACACUGAGAAACGAAACGCUAAAAAAAUAUUUGCAAAACCCAGAAAUUAUGAAUCGAGUUAAAAAGAUAAAGCUCAACAAGGCUAAGAAGGAAAGAAAGAAGACAAGAGUAGAUUCCCAGACACCGGAACCCACCCCAUCCCCUGAAAUCAUGAUGGAUAAUGUGUAAAAUGUGGGGAAUUUUAAAUGUAAAAUUGUUAUUAUAGCUAAAAACUGUAUUUUCAUCUCAUGAAUACAUUGAUUAUGCUAAAUAUAAUAAAAG
Molecule: messenger RNA, 2279 nt
Organism: Gordionus sp. m RMFG-2023
Lineage: Eukaryota; Metazoa; Nematomorpha; Gordioida; Chordodea; Parachordodidae
Exons: 6
Coding region: 180-2186 (668 amino acids)
Biological process (GO): potassium ion transmembrane transport; stabilization of membrane potential
Cellular component (GO): plasma membrane
Molecular function (GO): potassium ion leak channel activity; outward rectifier potassium channel activity
Source: RefSeq, a predicted model, not a curated record